UGCAGUGUCGUCGAGAGCUAUUUCGGUCGUCGGUUAACAUUUAUUUCGAGCGUAUUCCCAGUGCCGUGACCCACUGUCAUGCUUUGUAUUCCAAAUCGGUUCCCUGUACCUGCAUUGUUUAUUUUUAACUGAACCAACCCAAACAAAAUGUUAACUGCAAAAAUAUAACACGCUAGGCGCUAUGACUAGUUCUUGAAUAUUUGUAAAAUAUGGUAGUCAACAAACAUGGGUGCUAAGCAGAGCAAGCGCUCAGUCGAUAUAAGCGGCAAGGAGUCGGAAGGAGCCGGCGAAGUUGCAGCGGCCGGCGCGGGGGGCGAAGGCAGAGUCGAGGCACUCGGCGAUGCAGAUGCGCUCAAACCCCAGCUGAAUGGCGACGCACAUAUUCACGAACAGACAGACAAAGAGAAACAACUCGAUAGUGGCACACCUGAAAAUGAAAAGGACGCGACCACUGAGAAGGAAGGGAAGCAGGAAGACUCCGACAAGGAGAAGGCCGAGACUCCCGUGACGAAUGGCGACGGCGAGGAACAGAAAACGGAGAAUGGAGACACCACACCCACUCCUGAAGAUGCGAAAAAACCCAAAAAAGAGAAGGUGAAGAAGAAAUGGUCGCUGAGGUCGAUCAGUUUCAGCAGAAAGGACAAACCCAAGCAAGAAAAGAAGCAAAAAGAAGAGGAACCGAAAACAAAUGGUGAACCUGAAAAAGUACCUGAGGAGGCGGCUGAAGUAGUCCCUGAACCGGUAGCAACCGAAGUUCCAGAGGUGAAAUGUGAAGUCGAAGCUAAGGAUGAGAAAACUCCCGAAACUCCCGUCACUGAACCUAUCACAAAUGGAAGCAACACACCCGAGUCACCGAAAGAAGAAAUACCAAUGGCUGAAGAAUCAGCUCCUGUCGCGAGCCCCGAAUCCGACAAAACUGAGGAAGCACCCAAACCUGAAGCGGAGCCAGAACAGCUGCCCGUCAAUGGGCUGUCUCUAGAAGAGAAAACUGAAGCGCCUGAGGUUCCAAAGGUCGAAGAAAGUCAACCUGAUGAAUCUCCUGCUGAAUCUACUGAAACCGCUCCUGCUGUUGAAAUUCCUGUCCAAAAAGAGGAGCAAACCCUACCUAGCGAGACAGCUGAUAAAGUAGAAGAAGCUAUUACCAGUUCUCCUGUUGAUGAGAAGGAAUCAUCAUCUUUAAACACGAAUAAUGAAUGUGAUGUUCUCAAGGAUCAAACGGAUAACGCUUCUAACGUAAUAGAAGAUCUAGAAAAUAAUGUCGUCAAUGAUUCCGACAAACCAGAAGAUGUUUGCAAAAUCACACCAAACCAGGUGGCAUCGGAGGAUACUGCUGAAGAGAGUGAAGUUCAAGAUAAUGCGGAAUCACCCGUCGAGCCCGUGUCCGAAUCUCCCGUAAUCGCUACACCUGUGCCGGAAUCGGUAACAGAAUCGCCAACCACCGAAGACUUGCCGCCUCCUCCUCCGAUGGAUGACGUUAUCGAUGUAGUAAAAACAGAAGUCUCAGUGGAACAAAUCGAAACUUCCGAGCAAGAAGUGACGCACCAACCGAAAGAGAUCGUAGUCAACAGCAAUUACUCGAACGACGUCACCGAAACGAACCAUUUAAUCGACGACGAAACACUCAACGGCAACGAGGAGACGGAACACGAAAACCUAAAGAACAAAAUAAAAGAUUCUCUCGGCAACGUGAUCGAGAGCAUCGAGUGCAACGGCAAUACCGAUGAGGCGGCCACCGAGACCGCGGCCCCGGCGAAGAGCUCGCCCGAGGAGUCGCUGCCGCCGUCGCCGUCGGAGGGGGAGGGGGAGGCGGGGGCGGAGGCGUCGGACUCGUUCCCGGCGCCGCCCUCCGACGCCACGCCGCCCGAGCCCGACUGCGCACAGGAAUCGCUGCCAAUGUCAGACAAAAUCGCUGAGUUGAUCCCGGAAGUUCCUGUCGUGCCCGAGCUAAAAGCUGAAACGGAGUCGGCGGUGGUGGCGGCGCAGUAGGCGGCGGCGGCGGCACGCGGUGUCUUUGAAAAUGAGCCUUUAAUUUAUUUCUGUUUAGUACUACGGUGUGAUAUCGAACCUAGUUCGAUUGCUAAUUUUACAUUGUCAAAGAUGUGGAUUUCGGUUCCAAAUGUGACUCCAUAUAGAAGAUUGUAGUAUAAGUUUAGCGUGCUUUUGCUUUUGUAAAAUUAAGAUUUUAUACAUUUUUAUUCGCUAGGAUCGAGUUUUUUUAUAAUUAUAUACAGUAAAAGUUAUAUAGACAGUAUACGGUGCGAUAAGUUGGUGCCAUUAUUACAGGGGUUAGUUUGUCGUCGCAUGUUGUUCGCUCUUAAAUUACGAAUUGUUCAUUUCGAAAUAUGUUAUUAAUUGUUCAGCGAUUGAUAAUUUAUUUUCAAAAUGUGGCGUAGCAAUAUCUCCCCUUAGGAUAUUUUAGAAUAUAUUGGGUUCAUUAUAUUUAUCACAAACUUGAAAAUUCGACAUCUCAGUUAGUUAUUAUGCGUUUCGGGCAAAGUCCGUAUCAGGGUUGAGUUGAAAAGCAAAUAACGUGACAGUACAUACAGUAUUGACAGUUUCCGCUAGUUGUAAGUCAAGGUAAAAGACAAAGCAAUACGUAACUAUGUUCAUUGAAUGUUUUCAAUGCGUACUGUUCACUGAGAUAUCAAACCCAGCGAUUUCGUAGUUCUUUUUUAAAUGUCUUAAUUAUGCUGUAUGAAAUGGCACCGCAAUAUGUCGAUGCACACCAAGUGCAGCCCUUCUAAUUAUGCGAAUAUCUUUAAAACCUUAUUAAUAUUAUGAGCCCAGAAAUUGAUUGAUGGAUGUUUUAAAGAGCUGGCCACGCGAGGCGGCUGUUGUAAAUAAUUGCACAAGCUAUGUGCAUGGAGACUAUGAUUCGUACGCCCACCCGGGAGAUGUUAGGCUUUUUGGUUGGAAAAGCUGAUAACAUGAGUUUAUAUUUUCACUAGUAUUGAAUACCACUGGACGAUGAUACUCGUAUCAUCGGCUUUAAGUAGUUCAAGGACUUAUUAUAAUGUAUAUAUGAAUAAUUGAGUAUUUUCUGUUACUUGUAUGUCAAAUAUUUGAUAUUAAAUUUGUAUUCUGUAAAUUGUUAAAAUGAAGAAAAACAUCAAUUUAAUUUUAUCUCAUUGUGUUAAUUAAUUUUUCUUUUGCAGUUUUACGGAUUUAAUUUUAUUCAUUUCUUAUGAAUAAUUAUUGAUAAGUUGUAUAAAUUAAGAUUUUUAUUAAUUGGCUCUCUCUAUGAACUCAUGUAAUUUAAAUUAGCUGUUGGUAAGGGAUUUUACGUGAGACAUGUAAGGUUUGAAUCUAACGAAAAUCUCCAAGUAAGUCAUCGUGUCAAUUUGGCGACGGAUGAGAUGACAUUAUAAAGUAACUAUUGGAUAGAAAUUUUCUUACAAUUUUGGACUAUAUCAGUGGCCAAGUUUUUUGAAUAAUUAUUGAUAUACAAUUUUUAUGCAUAUACAGACAUAAUUAUAUUGUAACAUUUAGAUUUUGUAGCAUGUGUAACAAGUUAGUAAGGCAGCUAAGUACCUACAGCUGCUAAUUAGUAUAUCGGACUCCACCUCAUACAUACGAUUAGAUGAUUCAUAAGGUUUGAUAAUACUAUACAUUAAUGUGUAUUUUUUGUGUCCAGAAAUUAUGUGAGUUUCAUAAUCAUUUUUGUAAUUUUAUACAUUUUUUAAGAAAUUUGAAGUGACACAUCUGCAUGACUGGGGAAAAUAAUGUUUAGCAGUAAAAUGAGUGAGACAUUCCAUAUCAAAUGCUGAAGAACAUGUACAUUAAUCCAAUGUUUGCUAGUAGCCGUUUCUCAGCGCCUGAUAGUUGGACUUAGCUUUAGUAAUUUAAUGAAUUAUGGCUUAAUUUAAAUAAAUCUGAUGUGUGUAAUUAAAACAUGAGUGUUUUCCUCAUGCUAACAUGUAUUAAUAAUAUCAUUUUUACUUUAUGUUUAAUGAAUUAAUGUCCAAGCAUUAUGAUUCCUCGGUAGCUCCAGCAUUCUGUAUUAUUUGUUUGUGAUGUCCUCCUUAGGUAUCUGAGAUGAUUGUGUAAACAUAAUUUUGCUCACUAUAGCUAUUUAAAAUUGUAUAUGAUAAAAUAUAUGUUAUUCCAAUUUUAUUAAACUUGAUGUUGAUGUGUGAAUGUCUCUAAUCAAUAAAUUUUAAAAUUCAAAACA
This is a messenger RNA of Ostrinia nubilalis (European corn borer), 4171 nucleotides long. RefSeq names its product A-kinase anchor protein 200 (gene Akap200). NCBI's taxonomy places the organism in Eukaryota, Metazoa, Arthropoda, Insecta, Lepidoptera, Crambidae. Bases 226 to 1986 code for a protein of 586 amino acids. The transcript is spliced from 8 exons. The record is from RefSeq and is a predicted model, not a curated record.